GCAUGCUGGCAUGGCCCCCCUUUCUGUUUUAAGGGUUGAGACAAAGGACAGCAGCCACCACUAUCUUCCCAAAUUAGGAAACUAAACCCCCUUCAUCAUCUUUGGCCGCCUUCUCUGUGUUCCUUCCCGGGCUUUCUCUGGAAAUCUCUAGCCAAUACUCAUGGAAGGCUCAGUGAAUGAACGCCUUGAUUUCGGGAAGAUGGGUUACGGGUGCAAGCAUUAUAGAAGGAGAUGCAAGAUUCGAGCUCCCUGCUGCAACGAGAUCUAUCCAUGUCGCCAUUGUCACAACGAGGCCACGAGCAUGAUGAACAACUUCUGUGAUCGGCAUGAACUCGUUCGUUACGAUGUUAAACAAGUUGUUUGUUCAGUAUGUGACACAGAGCAGCCGCUUGCUCAAGUUUGUACAAACUGCGGCGUCCGUAUGGGGGAAUAUUUUUGUGAAGUUUGCAAAUUCUAUGAUGACGAUAGUGACAAAAAGCAGUUUCAUUGCGCUGAUUGUGGGAUCUGCAGAGUUGGUGGUCGUGAGAACUUCUUUCAUUGCAACAAGUGUGGGUCUUGCUAUUCAGUUGGUCUGCGUGAUAACCAUUUGUGUGUGGAGAACUCCAUGCGGAACCACUGUCCAAUAUGCUAUGAGUAUCUUUUUGACUCACUUAAAGACACAAUUGUAAUGAAAUGUGGACACACAAUGCAUUGCGAAUGUUAUGAAGAGAUGAUAAAGCGUGACAAAUACUGCUGUCCCAUAUGCUCGAAGUCAAUAAUUGACAUGUCUCGAACCUGGAAGAGAAUAGAUGAGGAGAUAGCAGUUACCGUCAUGCCUGAGGAUUACCGGAACAAGAAGGUGUGGAUACUGUGUAAUGAUUGCAAUGAUACUACUGAAGUUUACUUCCACAUAAUUGGGCAGAAAUGCAGCCAUUGCAAGUCAUAUAAUACCCGCACAAUUGCCCCUCCAGUUCUUCCUCAAUGAUUUAGAGUAUUGUUACAGACUAUCAACAACCGUGUCAACUAGUGAUGCGAUAUCUGACGAGGAGCUGUCUGGUUUUGGCAUCGAGUGUAAUAUGAUAACCUUUGUUGUUGUCAAUGUGGUAAACUAUGGAACCUUUUACAUGGCUUACAAGCAGUAGUCGCUGUCCCACAUUGUGUGUGAGGUACAGUGAUGAUCUAUUGAUAUCUCACUUUUUGUAUCUUAUUUUUUUGGAAUAAUUGUUGGAUAUAAAUGUGGUUUUUAGCAUUA
Messenger RNA from Corylus avellana, 1231 nucleotides. Its product is annotated as CHY-type/CTCHY-type/RING-type Zinc finger protein. Gene Ontology annotation, cellular component: nucleus. Gene Ontology annotation, molecular function: ubiquitin protein ligase activity; zinc ion binding. Lineage: Eukaryota; Viridiplantae; Streptophyta; Magnoliopsida; Fagales; Betulaceae. The record is from RefSeq and is a predicted model, not a curated record. Gene Ontology annotation, biological process: protein ubiquitination; ubiquitin-dependent protein catabolic process.